AGGGAUUUUGUACUGAGACAAAGCCCAACGUGAUCCUUUAACUAGCCCCUACCGUUUUCACCUGAGAGAGGAGAACUGAGCCAUUGUGAAAGAGUCUUAUGCUGGUACUGCAAUGCUGAGUUCUAGCUCGACCACUGUGAAGAGUCUUCCUUUGAAGAAGAGGCUUUGUUUCCUGCUGAAACUUGUGUGCUUUGUCAGCUCAGUGUUAAUAUUUUGUGAAUUUUUAAUUUAUUAUGUGGUAAUUUUUCAAUGUCGAUGGCCAGAAGUGAAAGGUGGAGCUCACAUGGAUAAAAAAGAGACUUCAACUUCAGUCCUAAAGGCCGUAAUUUUAGCUGAUACUCACCUACUUGGUGAAAUCAAAGGACAUUGGCUGGAUAAGCUGAGAAGGGAAUGGCAAAUGGAGAGAUCUUUCCAAACCGCCUUAUGGUUACUGCAGCCAGAUAUUGUUUUUAUUCUGGGAGAUGUCUUUGAUGAAGGAAAAUGGAGCUCACCUCAGGCAUGGGCAGAUGAUGUCAGGAGAUUUCGGAAAAUGUUUAAGUAUCCAGUUUCUACUGAGCUAGUGGUUAUCGUUGGGAAUCAUGACAUUGGAUUUCAUUAUGAAAUGACUACUUACAAGGUAAAUCGAUUUGAAAAGGUUUUCAACUUUACUUCAGGAAAGCUAAUAACUCGAAAAGGAAUAAACUUUGUCAUAGUGAACAGCGUAGCCAUGGAGGGCGAUGGCUGUGCCGUCUGCCGUACCUCAGAGGCAAAGCUUGCGGCGCUUUCUCACAAACUGAAUUGCUCCCAGCAGAAACCGAAUCAUUCCAACAAAAGGUGCAGUGAUGUGGAAAAGCUUCCAGCUUCAGAACCCAUCCUUUUACAGCAUUACCCUCUCUAUCGGAAAAGUGAUGCUGAAUGCAGUGGAGAAGAUUCUGCUCCUCCAGAGGAGAAGAACAUCCCAUUUAAAGAAAAGUAUGACGUACUGUCUCAAGAAGCAUCACAAAAGCUGAUAUGGUGGUUUCAUCCCCGUUUGAUUCUCAGUGGGCAUACCCAUAGUGCUUGUGAAGUGCUGCACGCUGGGAAAAUUCCAGAAAUCAGCGUCCCGUCAUUCAGUUGGAGGAAUAGAAACAAUCCUAGUUUCAUCAUGGGCAGCAUAACACCAACUCGCUUCUCCCUCCAAAAAUGCUUCCUUCCGUAUGAGAGCAGAGUCUUUACUAUAUACUGUGCAGCAGGUGCUCUGCUUGUAAUCCUGAUACUAGCUCAUUUUCAGCUUCUCACGCCACCAUUUUAUUUUGCUCAGCGUUUAAUCAGUAAGCAUAAAGCAGUAUGAAGAGCCAGACAUCUGCAUUCAGUCACUGAAAUACCAAAGCUGAGAACAGUCAAACAUCAGACUAUAUUCAUGCCAGCAAAUGACCUAAUUUGAUUGCUAGUCUGAAGGCAGGUUGCAUUUACACAUACCAUAGAAGUCCUAUACAGCUGAUAUGACUACUACAGGAUAAAUAAUUAACUGAAAUGAACGUUUCAUGCUGUACAAAAAUACUGUAUUCUACAAUCAAAUGAGUCCUUUUCCUGCUAUAAUUUUUGUAUCAAAUAUGUAUAUUAAAAGUGUAACUGUACAUUAUGUAAA
Aptenodytes forsteri (emperor penguin) is the source of this 1606-nucleotide messenger RNA. RefSeq names its product metallophosphoesterase 1 (gene MPPE1). Lineage: Eukaryota; Metazoa; Chordata; Aves; Sphenisciformes; Spheniscidae. The record is from RefSeq and is a predicted model, not a curated record. Bases 113 to 1309 code for a protein of 398 amino acids. Gene Ontology annotation, biological process: endoplasmic reticulum to Golgi vesicle-mediated transport; GPI anchor biosynthetic process. Gene Ontology annotation, molecular function: phosphoric diester hydrolase activity. Gene Ontology annotation, cellular component: endoplasmic reticulum-Golgi intermediate compartment. The transcript has 9 exons.